Messenger RNA from Tilletiaria anomala UBC 951, 3567 nucleotides. RefSeq names its product OPT-domain-containing protein. NCBI's taxonomy places the organism in Eukaryota, Fungi, Basidiomycota, Exobasidiomycetes, Georgefischeriales, Tilletiariaceae. The coding region runs from base 1 to 3567 and encodes 1188 amino acids. Gene Ontology annotation, molecular function: oligopeptide transmembrane transporter activity. The transcript has 10 exons. Gene Ontology annotation, cellular component: fungal-type vacuole membrane. The record is from RefSeq and is a predicted model, not a curated record.
AUGGCAAGCUCGGGUACCAACGACUUGCAGCCGCUCGGCACGGCCGACAUGGCCGCCGACCGCAUUUCGCGCGAACUGCAGCGGCAAGCGUCGCUCUCCGGCUCGGCAUCCGGUAGCUUUGGCGACAACAAGAAGCACCUCUCGGACGAAGUUGCCGCCGUUUCUGGCGUUGACUCCAUCCCGUACGAGACGGAGAAGAGGAGUCGCUCUGACGGCCUCAUCGAAGAGGAGGACUUUGAGCCGUACGACGUCGCCAGUGGCCAGCCGUUUGCUGAGAGUGAAAUGCCCGUCGAGAUUGGCACGGGAUUGACGUUCCGAUCCCUAUUGGUCGGUACAUUGCUUGGUCUCAUCAUCGCCGCUUCCAAUGUCUACCUCGGCCUCAAGACGGGCUUCACCUUUGGCGCUUCGCUGUUCGGCUCGUUGAUCGGAUGCGCUAUCCUCAAGGCGAUCAGCCGAAACGACUCUUUCGACCACCAAAAGGACGGCUUCAUCAGGUCUCGUAUCAUCAAGGCCAUCAGCCGAAACGACUCUCUCGACCGCCAACAGGACGGUUCCUUCAGAUCUCGUAUCCUCAAGGUGAUCAGCCGAAACAACAAGGCGAUCAACCGAAACAACUCUGCCGACCGCCAAAAGGGCGGCUUCUUCAGCUUUCGCGAACCCUUUGGUCCCAAGGAGAAUGUGACCGUCCAGAGUGCAGCCACAGCGAGUGGCUCUCUUACCGGCAUGUUCGUCGCUGCCAUUCCCGCUGCGGCGCAGCUCGGCCUACUGAACGAUCCAAUCACCGACUUUGGCCGACUCAUUACCUUCUCACUCUGCUCGGCGUACUACGGCGUCUUCUUUGCGAUCCCGCUGCGCAAAUUCUACAUCCUGCGCCAGCGCCUCGUCUUCCCCUCUGCCACAGCCACCGCGCUGACGAUCCGCGCGCUGCACGCACCCGGCGGCGACGCCGCGAUGAAAAAGAAGACGCGUUGCCUUCUCUUCGCAUUCGUCGCCGCGUUCAUCCUCGUAGUCGUGCAGCAGUACGUGCCCGGCAUCCUACAGGACUGGCACAUCUUCUACUGGAUCUACGCCUGGGGCGGAAAGAGCGCCAUCAUCGUCGACUCAUGGGGUUGGAUCAUCGAGCUUACACCGGCCUUCUUCGGCGCCGGCGUCCUCAGUGGCAUGAAUGCAUCGUGGUCUUUCCUCUUUGGCGCCCUGCUCUCCUGGGGUCUCAUCGGACCAUUGACCAUCCACUCGGGCGUCACGGUCGGAAGGCAGUCGGAGAUCGAGCCGCUCGCCUACUCGUUCACGUCGAUGCGCACAACAUCGCCGCGUUACUUCCUCAUGUGGCCAGGUGUUGCGAUGAUGCUGUUCUACUCGUUUGCUGAGCUCGCUAUCACUGGGCCAGCGAUCUACCGCUCGAUCAAGAGUCUCACCGUCAACGUCUACCGUGCGGCACGCAAGCUGGACAAGCAAGAGAACGAGGACGAAUUCGACCCUGCACCAAAGUCGCAGCAGGUCCAGAGCUGGUCAUGGCCGUCCGGCUGGCUUCUGUCUUGCGUCGUCACCAUUCUCGUCUGCACGCUCCAGUUCCACAUGAACGGCGGGAACGUCAUCUUGUCGAUCUUGCUCGCUUGGAUUUUUGCCUUCAUCGGCGUUGCUUGUGAGUCUCUGGUCCAGAUACCACGCGUGACGAGCGGAACGACGGACAUCAACCCGCUCGGCACGAUCGCUAAGAUGUCGCAGCUGGUCGUCGGCGGUGCGCUCAAGGCGGAAGGUCGCACGGGCCCGCCUGCACAGCUGGAGAAUCUGCUGGCCGGCUCGAUUGCGAGCUCGGCGGCGAGCCACGCGGUGGACAUGCUGGGUGACCUCAAGACGGGGCAUCUGAUCCGCGCGAGUCCGCGCACGCAGUACUACGCGCAGCUGAUCGGCAGCCUAUUCGCCGUGCCGUUCAGCGUCGGUAUGUACGUGCUUUUUGCCAAGGCGUACCCGUGUGUGAUCAACGGUCCACUGUUUGACGAGGGCAAGUGCCAGUUCAGUGCACCGUCCGUUGCUGCAUGGAGGUCGGUCACUGUCGCCGUCACGACUCCGAACGCCAUCCCGUUCGUCUCGGGUAUGGUCGCCAUCGGCCUCGGCAUCUUCAGCGCUAUCGUCCCGUUCAUCAAGCACUUCCUCGUCCCGCAAAAGUACAAGGUAUGGGUGCCUAACUUCAACGCCGUCGGCCUUGCGUUCGUUCUACCGCAGGUGUACUACCCCAUCGCCAUGGCUGUGGGCGCUACGUUCUCGUUCCUCUGGCAGCGGAAGAACUUGCGCAACUGGGACACGUACGCAUAUGUGCUGGCAGCCGGCCUCGUCUGCGGCGAAGGUCUGGGAGGAGUCUUCAACGCCGUCCUGCAGAUUGCCGGAGUCUCUGGCAGCGACUACGGCGUGACCGUCGGCGAUCUUGAGGUGGAUGGUCAACCUUGGCUCGUCGCCAGCAGGCCUUGGGAUAGCGCCGGCGGGUAUGCAUACGUUGGCAGAUACGACGACAGCUACUCAUCACUGCUGUCCGAGGUACAAGCGUCUCCGUCCGCCUACCCGAACCAAGCCCUGUCGCACGGCGCGAUCAUCUGGGACAAUGGCGGUGCCGGCGCCUACACUUACCAUCUGUACGACCCGGCGGAUCCGAGCGGCCAGCUGUCGCCGCUGAAAGAACUGUCGCAGUUCAACUUUGGCGCCGCGCCAGUCAUGCCAAAGCUGGUGCAGUGCCCGCACACCGACGCCGACUCUUACCAUCAGCGUGCGGCGUACCAAGGCGGUCAAAUUAUCGCCUGGUAUCAAGUUGGCCAAUUAGUCGACCACUAUAUGUGUCCAUCGGACCUGAUGGGCAAGCGCAAUCUGCUUGCGCCAGAGCAGACAUUUGCGAGGUUGUACCUAGACGCACCAUUCGCUUCUAUUCCUGUUGCACACGUUGACGCGCCCGGCACGGAAGCCGUGCCGGCAUCGAGGGACAGCAGCCAGCCGCAGGACAGCCCGACCCGACCUUGCCAUAUUCGUACAGCAAGGAAUACAGUGGCACACUUGCAGGCUUUGGACUGGACCAGGAGGAUGCAUAUGGAGGACUUCGCACCGAAGAGCCGCCACCGCCCCCAUCGCCACCGAAGCUGGAGAUGGCGCCCAUGCGGCUGCAAGUUCACGCAUGAGUGCAUCCGCUUAUGGAGUCGACCGGAACUCGUGCACAUCACGUCACUAGUUCAGCAGCAUCCGGAUAUCCUGGAGAUGCUGCGCGCGUCGAGCGCUCCGCCGCCAGAGUACCAGCUGGGGUACAACACAGGAGUGGCGAGCCGCCAGGGCCAGGUCGGACGUCCCGAAACCCCGAAAAUGGUGCAUGGGUCAGCAUGGAUCAAUGCGCUUGGAGGCAAGCAGCGGCAGGACGCCGGACUUGCCGCCGCGGACUGGAACGGGGCCACACAGCAAGGCCAGGCUUAUCGGGCUGAUGCUGCGCCUGGCACUGCCACCGCUGCCUUGGAUCAGCAACCGUACGGAGCAGCUGCGGAGAGUUACGCUGCGAACGGCGAGCAAAUGGGGCAAGGUAAGUUGCAGCGGUGA